AAUGUUAUAUAUAUGAAUACCAAUCUAGUUUGAGGACUCACACUCACUGCAUUAUCUAUAAGUUUUUGUGUGUGAUUAUAACACCCGCAACCAUGUCAAUAAACAAUCCAGUUGGUUUUCUAAGAUUGAUGAUGUUUAUGCUGUGUGUGGUGUCGCAGGUUGUUAAUGGAGAACAGCAAAUCAGAUGCCUUCCAAAGGAGAGGGAAGCACUCCUCCAAUUCAAGGCUGCAAUUGUGGAUGAAUAUGACAUGCUAUCAUCUUGGACCACUCCUCAUUGCUGCCAAUGGGAGGGGAUUCGCUGCAGCAACCUCACCUCCCAUAUUAUAAGCCUCGACCUUCAUGGAGAUAUAUAUGGAGAUGGAGAAUGUAUGAGCGGAGAGAUCCACAAGUCGUUGACGGAGUUGCCACAAUUACAGUAUUUGAACCUCAGUUCUAAUUCUUUUCCAGACACUCACAUCCCAGAGUUUCUUGCUUCUCUCAAAAACUUGAAAUACCUUGAUUUGUCUCGUUGUUCUUUUGGCGGAAGAAUUCCAAGUCAAUUAGGCUCUCUUUCUCAUUUGAAAUACUUAAAUCUUGUGGAUAAUUCUCUGAACGGUUCAAUCCCUUAUCAGCUUGGAAAUCUCUCCCAAUUGCAGCAUCUUGAUCUUAGUAGAAAUUGUUUUGAAGGAAAUAUACCUCCUGAACUUGGAAAGCUCUCCCAAUUGCAGCAUCUUGAUCUCAGGUCGAAUGGUUUUCAAGGAAAUAUACCUCCUCAACUUGGAAUGCUCUCCCAGUUGCAGCAUCUUGAUCUCAGUGAAAAUCUUUUAGAAGGAAAUAUACCAUCUCAACUUGGAAAUCUCUCCCAAUUGCAUCAGCUCUAUCUUGAAGGAUAUUACCGUAAUCUCAAAAUCAGUGACGGAGGCACUUGAAACCCAUCUUCUUCCACGACUCCACCUUUGAGCUUGUUAUGUUUGGACAAGGCAAUGGUUUCAUUAAAUUAUAAAAGUCAUUAAGCAUUGUGCUUGUUGUGAAAAAUAAA
This is a messenger RNA of Vigna radiata var. radiata (mung bean), 1018 nucleotides long. Its product is annotated as receptor-like protein 12. Lineage: Eukaryota; Viridiplantae; Streptophyta; Magnoliopsida; Fabales; Fabaceae. The coding region runs from base 93 to 908 and encodes 271 amino acids. The transcript has 2 exons. Gene Ontology annotation, molecular function: protein binding. The record is from RefSeq and is a predicted model, not a curated record.